AUGGGUUCUCCUGCCUUGGACUAUGACUCGCGGAAAGGAUUGAUUGAAAUUUGCGAACUCGUGGAGACCAUUGAGAGGCCCAUUGAGAUGGUGUGGUCUGUCAUAUCGGCUUUUGGUGCGAUAAAGACGUGGAUGCCGGGCAUCGAAACCUGUUACGUGCGGGAAGACAAGCCACAGCCACCAACUUACGGUGCCACCCGCGCCGUGGCUAAUUUGGGCAUCGUCAUGGAAGAAACAUUGGAGAUAUGGGAUCUCAAGGAGCACUUCAUUUCAUACCGUCUCCAAGACGGUGGUCCGUGGCCUAUUAAGGGAUGCCGUGGAAGUAUUAGGUUGCGCAAGCUGGACGCCGACAAAACAGAGGUGACUUGGAGAGCUGAUGCAGCAGAAGUGUCGUCCGAGGCUAUUGCCGAC
Messenger RNA from Cladophialophora psammophila CBS 110553, 411 nucleotides. RefSeq lists its product as uncharacterized. Lineage: Eukaryota; Fungi; Ascomycota; Eurotiomycetes; Chaetothyriales; Herpotrichiellaceae. The annotation marks the transcript as partial. The record is from RefSeq and is a predicted model, not a curated record. The transcript has a single exon.